AAAGAAAUAUUACCUCAAAUAAAUAAAUUUAAGAAAUUUAUACAUAAAUUGCGCUUUGAUUGCAAUUUCUAACGAUUGCAAGACUACGGUAAGAGACGUGAACUUGUUUUCAAGUCCAAUUCUCAUCCGAAAACAAAGAUUAAUCGCGAAUUCUAAUUACAACUGUGAAUGCGGGUCUUAGAAGUCGAAAAUUAAUCGCGAUCAAAAGUCACAAUGACGUAAAGCAAUACUGUAUAUAUGUAUAAAUAAAUUGUCUGUUUGUUUGACUUGUUUGCAAAAUCAAAUAUCCAAAAUUGUUUAACUUUCUAUUUUUCACGCGUGGUACCACAUCUCUGGCGCUCGUUUGUGCUGCAGCAACAAAUGGGGGGCAAUGUACGCGAAACUACAACUUUAUCAAAGUACACAAUCCGUCGCGUCAUAUUUAUAUCAGCAAUUCGUACGUUAUCUGCACUCAAACUGGAAAAAUCCUCAACACAAGAAUAAAUUUCCUAAAUCCAUAAUCAAGCAAUUUCAUAAGGAUCUAGUAUGCUGCAAACGCGAUAAUGACGAUAAGAAGGAUAACAUGCUUAACAUGAGCAACAGCCAGUACUUGGAUUACAUGUACAAGGCAUGGCUCGAGGACCAGAAAUCUGUGAGUUCCUCGUGGGACUUAUAUUUCAAAUUGAUCCACACCAAAAGCUCGAAAGAUUCUCGUGCUAAAUCCAAUUCGAUUCACGUCAGUUCAUCCCCUAAAUUAAUAACAUCGAAGUUGGAAGGAGGACAAUCGAACAAACCGUCGUUUCCAAAAAAAUCCUCCGUUCGGGGAAAAUCAGAUGGUCAGGGGAAUCAAUAUAUAAUCGAUGCACUCCAUAUCAAUGCCACGAUCCGCGCUUAUCAGACACGUGGCCACCUAAUAGCCGAUACAGAUCCGUUGGGCAUACAGAAUCCGGAGUCGGCAAAGCUGCAGGGCACCGCGAAUUUGCCACCGGCAAUUGUGGUGCGAGAGCAUCUUAAGGGCAUGACGGAAGCGGAUAUGAAUAAGGAAUUCCCUCUCGGUUCCUUGACUGUUAUCGGUGGCGACAAGGGACAAUUAACAUUGCGAGAGAUACUAAUGAGACUCAAUAAAAUCUACUGUGGUCAUUUGGGCCUGGAAUACACGUACAUUCACGAUCUCAAUGUGUUAGAUUGGUUGAGGGAAAAGUUUGAAAUACCAGGCGCCUGGGAAUUGCCUGCGGAGCACCGAAAGUGGAUCUGGAUGAAUAUCAUGAGAGCCGUGAGUUUCGAGAAUUUUCUAGCGAGAAAAUACGGAACGGAGAAGAGAUUCGGGCUAGAAGGUUGCGAAGCGUUUAUACCGGCCAUGGCGGAAUGUAUGGAAACAUCGGCGUUAAAUGGAGUGGAAACUGUAGUCAUUGGAAUGGCCCAUCGGGGUCGUCUAAAUACUUUGGCAAACGUAUGCUCGAAACCGAUGAGUCAGCUGUUUACUCAGUUCAAUCCGAUUGCAUUGGAGGGAUUCGGUUCCGGUGACGUUAAAUAUCAUCUCGGGACGCAUUCGGAAAAAUUGUUAGAGAGAACUAAGAAAACAAUGUUUCUUUCUAUAAUGGCAAAUUCCUCGCAUUUGGAAGCGAUCGAUCCGGUCAUAGUCGGUCGUGUGCGCGCCGAGCAAGUCGAGAAAGGUGAUUUUAAAGACGGCAAGAGAUCCUUGGCUAUUCUAGUUCAUGGUGAUGCCGCUUUUGCCGGUCAAGGUGUCGUUUACGAAACAAUGCAUCUCACCAAUCUGCCAGAGUAUACGACGGGUGGUGUCAUGCAUAUCGUAAUUAACAAUCAAAUUGGUUUUACAACCGAUCCAAGAUAUUCACGAUCUAGUGCACACUGUACGGAUGUGGCUCACGUUGUUAACGCUCCUAUUUUUCAUAUACAUGCUGAUGAUCCCGAUUUAGUGAUUUACUGCAGCAAGGUGGCCAGCGAGUAUCGGGCCACUUUUCAUAACGAUGUAGUAUUGGACAUUGUUGGCUAUCGAAGACAAGGGCACAAUGAAAUGGACGAACCGAUGUUAACUCAACCGCUCAUGUAUAAACGCAUAAAGGCUCAUCCCAGUGUUCUUUCUAUAUACAGCGAUAAGCUUCUUAAGGAAGGCGUGAUAACGGAGGCUUUUGCAAAAGAAGAAAAGGAAAAGUACAUAAAUCAUUGCGAGGAAGAGUUUAAAAAAGCGCAAACCAUUAGCUCGAUGCAGAUGAGAGAUUGGCACGAUUUACCCUGGACCGAAUUCUUCUCGAAUCAGAGUCCGAAACGUGUGAUACCUCCAACCGGUAUCGAUUUAACGACCAUCAAGACGAUAUGCAAUGCUAUAUCUACUCCACCGACUGAUAUCGAGGCUCAUCUUCAAGUGCUGAGAGCAAUGGAUAGGCGAUCGAAACUCAUGGCGUCUCGACAAAUUGACUGGGCGAUGGGGGAAUGUCUGGCUUUUCUUAGUUUAUUGAAAGAAGGUCAUCACGUUAGACUAUCCGGGCAAGAUGUUGAACGAGGCACCUUCACUCAACGUAUACAUAUCAUUCACGAUCAGAGCAGAGAUAAGAUUUAUAAGAAUAUUCUGCACGAUGUUUUUCCCAGGCAAGCUUUAUACACCGUCUCGAAUUCGUCGUUAUCGGAAUACGGCGUGUGCGGUUUUGAGGUGGGAUAUUCGGCGUACGAUCACAACACUCUUACACUCUGGGAAGCACAGUUCGGCGAUUUCUCCAAUACCUGUCAAGUCAUACUAGACUGCCUGUUAUGUUCCGGACAAGCCAAAUGGGGUAGGCAGGUAGGAUUAGUGUUGAUGCUGCCGCAUGGCAUGGAGGCCCAAGGCCCGGAACAUUCGUCCGCCAGAUUGGAGAGAUUCCUUCAGUUGUGCGACGACGAGUGUACUCACGUGCCCGGAACGGAGCCCGGUACUUCCGCCGGCGAGACCGUCGAGCAGAUCAUGACCAGGCAGCUUUUUGAGAUAAAUUGGAUCGUCUGUAAUCCCUCGACACCCGCUAAUCUGUUUCAUCUUCUGCGUCGGCAGAUACUGAUGCCGUUUCGAAAACCGUUGGUUCUUAUGACCCCCAAAUCAUUGCUGCGUCAUCCAAUGGCGAUAUCGAAUUUCGAGGAGAUGGGACCAGGUACAACUUUCAAGCAUGUUCUACCGGAUCCUUUCGUGAAGCCCGGAAACGUGAAGAAAGUAUUGCUCUGUACCGGGAAAGUAUACUAUGAUUUGAUCAUCGAGCGGCAGGAGAGACAACUGGAGGAUAAAAUAGCGAUAAUUAGAAUCGAGCAGCUGUGCCCCUUUCCGUAUCAUUUUUUGGCGGCAGAAAUAGCGAAAUUUCCGCGAGCCAAAAUCAUGUGGCUGCAAGAGGAGCACAGGAAUCAAGGCGCUUAUUAUUACGUGAGGGAUAGGAUAGCUUUAACCUUGGGCAUUCCAUUGGAAGAUGUGAAGUAUGGCGGUCGUCUUGCUUCGGCCGCACCGGCAACCGGCAGCAAGAUCAUUCAUAAAAACGAGUACGAUAGUAUGAUGGCAAUGGCAAUGAGUAUCGAUUAAUUGCGUGAAAACGUGACAAAAACGUGAUCUUUUCAUUGAAAAAAAUAAUAGCAUGUACCGUAAAAUUAUACGAGAUUAGAUAAGAAAUAUUUGUGUGUAUUAUGUCAAGUGUAUAAUAUGAGAAAUCAGAGAUAGAGUGUAAAUAUCUACUUUUUUUAUCAAUAAUUUAUUACAAUUAAUUGUUAUUAUCUAUUUAUUUAAUAAUAAUGAAAAUGAGACGUGAAACUAAUUUUGAUUACAGGA
Formica exsecta is the source of this 3775-nucleotide messenger RNA. Its product is annotated as 2-oxoglutarate dehydrogenase, mitochondrial-like. The transcript is spliced from 15 exons. Lineage: Eukaryota; Metazoa; Arthropoda; Insecta; Hymenoptera; Formicidae. Bases 371 to 3532 code for a protein of 1053 amino acids. Gene Ontology annotation, molecular function: thiamine pyrophosphate binding; oxoglutarate dehydrogenase (succinyl-transferring) activity. The record is from RefSeq and is a predicted model, not a curated record. Gene Ontology annotation, biological process: tricarboxylic acid cycle. Gene Ontology annotation, cellular component: oxoglutarate dehydrogenase complex; mitochondrion.